This is a messenger RNA of Oryza brachyantha (malo sina), 1099 nucleotides long. Its product is annotated as GEM-like protein 4. The transcript has 3 exons. Lineage: Eukaryota; Viridiplantae; Streptophyta; Magnoliopsida; Poales; Poaceae. The record is from RefSeq and is a predicted model, not a curated record. The coding region runs from base 100 to 789 and encodes 229 amino acids.
CGAUUGAGUCGCGCUCUUUCUCUCUCUCGAGCCCGGCCCGCGUUAGAGCUUACAGGCUAAGGAAGCGUGCCGGAGAGAGAGAGGGAGAGAGCCACCACCAUGACGAAGUCCAGCGGCGCCCAUGUGGUCGGAGUGCCCGUCACCUCCAAGGCGUACGCCAUCGAGGAGGCGACGACGAGGGACGGCGCCAAGAAGGUCGACGGCGCCGAUCGCCUCGCCGUCUCGUUGACGCACCCGAGCCCUUAUACGUCGUUCGGCUACAAACACGGCAGUAAGCUCCAGGUGAUCCACUGGGUGAACAAGCUGGGCAGACGGGCUCAGAGCUUCAGGGAUCAUGUGACCUUGGGGCCGAAGCUGUCAGAGACGGUGAGAGGGAAGCUGAGCCUGGGCGCCAGGAUCCUGCAGGCCGGCGGCGUGGAGCGCGUGUUCCGGCAGGCCUUCUCGGCAGAGAAGGGCGAGCGGCUGGUGAAGGCCCUCCAGUGCUACCUCUACACCACCGGCGGCCCCAUCGCCGGGAUGCUCUUCGUCUCCAACCGGAAGAUCGCCUUCCGCAGCGACCGGUCACUCGCCGUCACCUCCCCGGCCGGAGACGUCGUCGCCCGGGUGCCAUACAAGGUGGUGGUCCCCCUGAGGAGGAUCAAGAGGGUGCGGCCGAGCGAGAACGCCGACAAGCCGGAGCAGAAGUACAUACACGUGGCUACCGUAGACGGUUUCGAGUUUUGGUUCAUGGGGUUCGUGAGCUACCAGAGAUGCUGCAAGUACAUGCAGCAGGUGAUCUCAGAACUGUAAUGCAUACAUAGCACGGUGCACCCACGAGGGCGAGGCCAGCCGGCGGCCGGCCGCCAGCCGCCUCUACCUUGUGGCACUAUGACAGAAGCGAAGUGUAUGGGCUACUACACGGCAACCUCUUGUUGGAACGUACGUACGUAGACCUGAACUGCUCCACCAAUUUUUUAUGAGAGCGCGUUCCUUCCUCUUGUGAUUUGGCAGAUGCAUGUGUGAGUUCUUGCAAUUGUACAAGCUCUACGCGCGUACUGUUUGUAGGAUUGAUGAUGAACCAAGGAACUUGGUUUUGCUGAAUGAAAAUAUCUUAAUUCUU